UCAAAUUUUCCAUUUCCAAAUUAUUUUUUCUCAAUGUAUGAUGAUUUCGUUACAUAUUUUAAAUUUUGACAGAUCAUAUCACUUGAUCAUAUUACUUGAGUGCUUGUGUGAAGGGGGUUUAAGGCUCGAUUCUAUAAGAUGUGCAAAUAAAAAAACGGAAAAAUUCCAAAUAAAGUACUUACGUAUCUGAUUAUAUGUAAGUCAUUGUAAUAGUACUUAAAAGUAAUACAGACGGUAAGUAGUAGUCAUUGAAAAGUAAGUGGUUAUGUAAGUAAAGCCAUUACUUAGUUUUUUUCUGGGAUAGUCAGGUUAUUAUUUGUUAUUAGACUCCCAUUGCAUCGAGUUUUGAUAUUCGUCUUACAAGUUUGAUCGACCUCCUAAUAAGAGAGACUGAAUUAAUAUUGACUAAGUGGGAACAUUGUGUGUUUUCAUCUAAGUUUCAUUUGGCUGGUUCUGUUAAACGAAUCACUCGGGUGAUAAGUAUUUGCUUAAAAAUGUGGAUUAUUCUUAUAGCAUCUCCAAUUUGACAUUUCGAUGGCAAUAGAUACACAAUUCGCGAACGUGAUGCGAACUCUUGCUACCAAAGUUUAUAUCUUUUAUUGCAGCUUUCAAAAUGUCCGUAAGAAGGACUCUGUAUAGCUUUCUGAGCUUAAUGCUAUUUCCAGUAGAAUUUAAAAAAAAGUGAUGUCACAACUCUCAAAUAUCGCUGUGUCUGCAAAGGUAUCUCAACAGUGAAGCGUGGGUUGUCAAAUCUGAAAAUUUGAUCGUUGACACAUGCAACGAUAAAACCCAUAUAUUGGGCUCCAGUUCCCUACCGAUUGGAAUUAUUAUUUUGGAGCUUAUAUGUUUUGUAGACCAGAGAUGCUGUAAAAAGUUUUUGAUAAUUUUUCUCGCGAUAAGCUCAAAAUUACGGAAUUUUUGAGACCCAUUUCGGAAAAAUUACAAUUUUAUUUAUUAUACUAAAAUCAGAAUAUUCCAUCGCUGGUAGGGAGGCCCUUUGAAAAGAAAUCAAAUUUCUCAUAUAUAGAACAUUAACACGCAUCGUUUAAGAGGUAUUUCUACAAAAAAGUGGUCCACGAAACACCUUAAUGUAUUUCGAAAUUCGUCAUAUAAACAGAUUCAGUAAACGUUUCUUGAGGUAGUGACCAGUUACAGUUCUGACACUUUUUAUUUACUUAAAUCUGAUAAUGAUCUAGAAGCUUUAGCGGCAAAUUAUAUAAAGGUUUUAUAAGAUUUAAGAGAAUUUGUUUAUAUAGAGGUUAUAAAAAAAGCUUUUCAUAAUACUUUCUGAAUCUUAUUUACAAAUCAACAUUUAAAGUUAAAUAAUUUUCUCAAUUUAAUAUUAUCAAUAAUAAAUUGUGAAUAUUUUUUUAGCUUAAAUUCAAUUCAAAACACGCUUUUCUUUUGGUUCAACUCUAUUCAUCAGUUAUUGUUGUAAUUUUGGUUUUAAAUCAUCAACUGCUUCAAUGCUUCUUCUUUGUUUUUUUCUAUUAAAAUUUUUAUCAUUAUUCUUAGCCAACAACAGCAUUGACUUCAAUCAACAACAGCAACACAAAUACUUUCAUUGUGUAUAAACAAAAAGUUAAAACCUAUACGUACUCUUACUACAUUUAGUUACGUCAUAUUUAGACGUCAUAUAUUUAUGAUUGUAUAUUUUCAUAUUGUUGUACUCUAUACUCUUUAAUAUUACUUAUGUAGUGUUCAACUUCUCUCUACUUAAAUAAAACUUAAACAAUGAAAAUUGCAAAACAAACAGAAAAAAAAUUAUUUUUUUUUUGUCAUAUACUAAGUAUGUACUACCCAAAUACUUGUCCAAUCUAUAUAUAAUUAGGCCUGGAGGUGCUAUACGCACCCUGCAUCCAUUGCAGCUACAAGCUGAAUGCAAUGUAAUUUCCAAUAGUGGAUUUCAUCAAAUACCCGUUGAUGUAGCGAUGCCUGCGGAACGUGCUGAACAAGUUGCACAGGUUGAAUGUGAUGUGGAGACGUUGAAAAAAUUGAAAUUAGGUCUAAGAUCAACACUCUGGUCACGUCCGGCCUCAACAACUUCACAUUUGUUACGUCAACAACAGCAGCAACAGCAAAGACCGCAAGAGAAUCGUCCCAUAUCUCAGCCACAAUUACAGCAACUGCAACAGCAACAACAACAGCAGCAAUUGCAACCACAGCAACAACAACAACAACAAGUUGUACAUAAAAACCAACAGCAACAAUCAUCAACAUCACCAUCGCCCUCAUCCGCAACAACAGCAACACAAAAACAACAACAACAACAGCAAUCACGACAACAUUCACCAGCACCCACACAAAAACUUUUAACUGAAAAAUCCGAUUAUUCCAUAUCGGUGUGAGAUAAAUAUUAGUAAUCCUUUUACUUAGUUAUUGUUGUUGUUAAAAAUUACAAUUUAAUUAAAGAAACGACUUCCUCGAUAUACAGAAAACAAUAAUUAAUUGAAAUUAAGAUGGAAUCUAGUAAGAAAAACAUUUAAUAUUAAUUAGACUGCAACUAACUACAGCGUUUAGCUAACUAUUAUUCAUAGUUGUACAAAUAUUUACUUCCAUUAAACACUUUUUAUUUGUGGUCUUUUCUAAGUCAAACAAGCUCGGUGUUGAUGAAAAUUUGUUCAUAUUGUUUAAUUAGUUUAAUUAGUUUAAACGAUAUGAAAGUAAGGAAAAUGAAAAGUAUUUGUGUAUGUGUUUUGUGUCAGUUUUUUUCAUAAGUAUUUCUGCCCAGUAGGAAAUUAUAAGUGGUUUAGCUUUGAAAAUACUUCCCUAUAAUUCAAAAUUUUAUUGUUUUAGUUCUACUAAAACGAUCUGUUGUACCCAUCAAAAAAGUGAGACUUGCAACGGUGUUUUUAUGUUGCAUACAACACUCUGAAAUAUUGCUCGUAUAUUCUUCUUAAAAGCUAUUUUUUCAUAUCAUUCGUGUCAUCGUGAAAUUGAUGUCGUUUGGCAUGAUUAGACAUGCAUUGAAUUAUCUGAAUUUAAUGAUGAAACAGUACAGCGAAAGAAGAGGAUUGUGGCUCUCACCUGUCUUCUGUUCUGGAGAGUCUUAUCAAAGUUUGAUUCUAUAUCACUCAGAACGACAUUUUAUUUAAAGACAAGUAUUUGAUUUUCAGUUUCUUAUAUAAUGUUAGGAUCACUUAUGGACCAAUCCAAGCAACAACGGAAUGUGUAAAUUGGAUUAGAAUCAAUCUAAAUGUAUGAAAGUUUUAACUGAAUACUCUUCCAAAAGUAAUGUUUACAUCAUAUGGGUAACAGGUCACUCGGGAGUAGUCGACAACAAAAGGGCCAACGUAAUAGCUUUAAAGGGAAGGGAGCUCGAGAUAGUUAACCUGACGAAUGCCAAACCAUUUGACGCAAGUAAAUAUGAGUAAGAGAAUCCCAUAAGGCCUCUUGGAAUAAUGAAAUGCUGGGUAGCAUCACAAAGAUCCUAUGGGGUGACCCUGAUGAGAGCAAAAUGAGCAAGUCUGAGGUUAGAAUGAUGGUACGUAAUCUGAGUGGACACACAGGAGCACGUCUAUACAAUAUUGGAAAGGACAGUGAAAUUCUGUAGCAUUUUCUUUGCCGCUGUCAGGCAUUCGUUGAAGUAAGAUCCAAGUAUCUUGGAAGUGAUGUUAUUCCGGAAAUUACAUUCUUCACUAAAACUGAUUGGAAAAUUCGUAGGAAUUACGUCCAGAAAACUGAGUUUCUGAACAUUGAAAAACAAUAAUUUUUUUUCCAUGAAAAGGAACACAAAACAAGCCCGAUAGAGGCCUAGGUCUAUUUCUUCGGAUAGAUAAUGCAACAUGUAGCCUAGCAUAUUCUAAGAGUUUUUUAGCCAAUUAGUUGCACUAACACUAGCUUUGAAUACGUUGUUAUAACGUUUCAAAUAUGGCCAAAAAUGGACAUCUAGUGGUCCUAUGACAUAGAGGAUUAAAAUCUGUGAUCAUUUGAUUUUUAAGUUUGUAUGUAUAUACAAGUCUAUUCUCUGGCAAAAUUAGAGGCCCUAGGAAAAAACAGGAUUAAAUCCGUGAUCAAAUGAUAAACUUUUUAAUGAAAGAAUAAAAGUUCAUUUUCUGGCGAAAUUAGAGUGAAAACAUAGAAGUCCAUUUUCAGCCUAAACUAUAGCCCUUAGAGCAAAAUCUGUGACAACACUUUGUUGCACUCAAAUAACGAUUUUUGAGUGUAAAAGGGAUUAAGAUCUGUGUUCACUUUUAUUUCCCACUAUAAUUAGAUUUUUGAGUGAAACAUAAAAAUCCAUUUUCGUUUUUGAGUUGAUUAAGCCACGUCCGUCUGUCUGUCUGUCUGUCUGUCUGUCUGUCUGUCUGUCUGU
Lucilia sericata (common green bottle fly) is the source of this 4312-nucleotide messenger RNA. Its product is annotated as ataxin-8-like. Lineage: Eukaryota; Metazoa; Arthropoda; Insecta; Diptera; Calliphoridae. The transcript has a single exon. Bases 1932 to 2348 code for a protein of 138 amino acids. The record is from RefSeq and is a predicted model, not a curated record.